ACGUCCCUCCACUAGACGUAAUCCUCUCGGCAGGGAGGUCAUUCCCUAACGCUGGUGUUAUUCAUUCGGACGGAUGACAGCCAACUGUGGUUCCGAGUCUAAAUCGGGUAGCAAUUUGUGAAGUGUAGUUGGACGAUUUUUGAUUUCCGCCUGCUGCUGUUCCUGCUGGUACUUCUGGUGGUUGUUAAUGGCAACCGCAUCCACCAACCACGUUGAUUGGCGUUAAUAGACGCUAAUUGUUGUGCGCUGGCGGGCUGGCGGGUGGACGAGAACAAAAACGGUGACGGUGGAAGGUUGUGCAAUUGAUUCGCGCAUAUUGGGUGUUGUGAGUGAGAAAGGGGGGAGGGCCAUCGUCAGAUUGACAUAUGGGUCGGCGGAUACACACCGCAAACCAGUGAGCGAGUGCCGUAAGAAUAGCUGCUCGCUGUGGUCUUUUGCUUCAAGCGUGUGGCGCGUCACUGUGUAUUGCGACGUAGGUAAGCGUUCCGUUCGAUUAUCUGUUAAUGAAAAUUCGGUGUCUGAAACCUGUGCCACCGUCGUUCGUUGAGCGUGUGUGUGUGUGAGCGUUAACGAAGCAGAACCGAGAGACUACUUUCCUCACUUUCGUCGAGUGGUGUGAGGAGGACGUUGUUACGUAUCACCAAAUACAAGCAAGCGUGUGAUAGUGCUUGUGCUGGGACAAUAAGGGAAGAAAAAUGAAUCACCUACAAAUAUCUACCGAUCCGACCCUACUCGGGGCGGAUCUGUUACCGGAGUCGCUAACAACCUCACCCUCGGUAUCGACGUUUCUGCCCGAGGAGGACGCCUCGACGUGUUUGCUACUGCCGGAGACACCGAGUCCACCGUUGGAUUUUUCGCACCCACUUACACCGAGCAUGGGCAAUGCGACAGACAACCACGUCCGGGACUCGGUGACCGGGGACGAUGAUCAGGCCGCGGAAACGAGCAGCUCCUCUGGAAGUUCGGGCAUCGGAAUGGUUGCACCGGUCGGUGCUGGCGCUGGCAAUCUGUUCAGCCACAACAGUUAUCAGCAUCUGCGCAAGAAGAGUGACGUCGUAAAGGCGAGCCAGGACGGUUCGAUGCAUCAUGCGGCGAGUUUGGGGAUUGCCGUGACGAAAGACAUGCCCGGGUUUGUGCACUGGAACUGGCCCCUUAUACGGAAGUGUACGUUCUUCGUGUUUCUUGCGCUGAUCGUGGCGAUGGUUGGAAUUGUUGUUGCCAUGAUCGCCACCUUGCCAAAGUCCUGCAAUCCACCUGCGACAUGGUACAAAGGUUCGGUGUUCUACGAAGUUUUCCCCGCCAGUUUUCAGGACACAAACGACGACGGUCUCGGUGACAUCCGUGGUCUGAUUGGACGUGCCGAGUACUUCAAAGCGCUAGGCAUUGGAGCGGUUCGCUUGAACUCGAUCUUCCCCUCGAAGCACUAUCCGGAUCACUUCCAGGAGGUUACUUCACUGCUGGAUGUGGACGAAGUGCUUGGAAAGGUGGAGGACGUACAGAAGCUGGCGGCCACCCUACAUGAACGCAACAUCUCGCUUGUGUUGGACCUCCCGAUCCAUCCCUUCCUGGAGCAUCUUAGCCCACCGACGAUCGAUGUCGAUCGCUUACCGAAUCGCACGGAUGGUGAUAUGAUUACAAGCGAGUUCUUGCGACUGUCUCGAUCGGUCACAACCAAGGGCGAUGGAACGGUCAUCUCCGAUGUGCUCCGCUUCUGGCUAACGCGCACCGGUGUCGAUGGGUUCUACGUCAAGGGAUUGGAACACUUUGCCGAUGAUCCACUGUUGGUGGAGAACGUGAAGGAGUGGAAGUAUCUGCUUGGCCCCGACCGUAUACUGAUGGUGGGACAGAAGUUUGUCCAGCAGCUGCCAGAACGUACAGUGCGUGAUGUGCUCUCCCAGGUGGAUCUGGUCGAUGUGUUUCUGGAUGUGAGCAAUGGGACGGAUGGGAUUGCGUCCACAGUUCAGGAUGCCAUCCAGGGACGGUUGCUGCGUGGUGUUGAUCAUCCCUGGAUACACUGGAGCCUCGGGAGCGUCACCGAACGUAGGCUCGCUUCCGGUCUCAGCCCCAAUGCGACCCUUGCGGCAACACUGAUGGAACUUACGCUGCCCGGUACGCCCAGCAUCUUUUACGGAGAUGAAAUUUCUCUCGAGGAAGCGAACGAUCCGAAGGGCGAGCACGUCGAUACGCAACAUCUGCAUCAUCUGGCCGCGAUGGUUUGGGACAGUGCACAGAAUCAGUUUACCAGUCGUGGUUCGUUACCGUGGCUGCCACGAAGCGCUUCCGCCUCGCUCCACCAUCUGGAUUAUGUGAUUGAAGCGAUCGCACUUCGCAAACGAUCACCCUCGAUCUAUCUGAAUGCGGUUGUCAAGGAGGAACAGACGCUACCGAACACGGACGUGAAGUCGAACCAGAACGAGAUUCUCGUCAUCCAACGGUGGUACCCACGGCGAAACUCCUUUGCCACGAUUGCGAACAUGGGUCCGAAGCGUGUGUCGCUCGACUUGACGGCCAUGUUUUACAGUGGGGAGAUUGUUGCGGGAUCGUCGCUGAAGCACGAACGCGUCUACUUCGAUCGGUUCGAGAUAAACCCGCUGGAAACGAUAGUGGUAAAGCUACACAAAUAAAGUGGCCAACAGAAGCAUAUUGACUAGUAAAUGAUCCCUCCGCUGCUCAGUAGCGACCCAUCUCGAAACGAGCUGCUUCUUGGUCCCAUGAAUGUUAUAAGCGGUUGUAAAGCAACCCGACACUCCCAC
Anopheles stephensi (Asian malaria mosquito) is the source of this 2753-nucleotide messenger RNA. Its product is annotated as neutral and basic amino acid transport protein rBAT-like. Bases 696 to 2624 code for a protein of 642 amino acids. The record is from RefSeq and is a predicted model, not a curated record. Gene Ontology annotation, biological process: carbohydrate metabolic process. The transcript has 3 exons. Lineage: Eukaryota; Metazoa; Arthropoda; Insecta; Diptera; Culicidae.